GAGCCCGGUGCUGGCGUCCAGCAGCCCCUGCCCAGCCGAGCUCCGACAGCACGACCCUGCGGAGGGGUAAGAGCGCCCCCGCCCACCCCUCCUCUGUCGCCGGCUCUCCCCCGCCACCUCCACCCCAGUCCCUGCCCCGCGCCCAUCCCAACCCUCCCGGUCUGGCACCCGGAAGCCAUCGCGAGGAGGGCCGUGGCCGGGCUCAGCCCCGCGCUGCCCCCAGGCGGCCAGGAGGAGAUGGCCCAGGGGAGCUGGGGGCGGGAAGUCCCUCUUACCACCCGGGCCGAGGGCUGGUACCCGCCCCCAAGCCCAGACAUGGAGGAGCUGCUCCGGAGCGUGGAGAGGGACCUGAACAUCGAUUCCCGGCAGCUGGCUCCUGCCCCGGGGGGCACCCACGUGGUGGCCCUAGUGCCCUCGCGCUGGCUGGCCAGUCUCCGCGAGCGCCGGCUGCCCCUGGGACCCUGCCCGCGGGCAGAGAGCCUGGGCGAAGCGGAAGUCGGGACUCUCCUGCAACGCUCCGUGCAGAGGCUGCCCCCGGGCUGGACUCGCGUGGAGGUGCACGGGCUGAGGAAACAGAGAUUGUCCUAUCCGCUGGGCGGGCGCCUGCCCUUGGAGGAGGGAUCCUGCAGCCCUGAGACCCUCACUCGCUUCAUGCAGGAGGUGGCUGCCCAGAACUAUCGCAACCUGUGGCGCCACGCAUACCACAUUUACGGGCAGCCCUACAGUCAUAGCCCUGCCCCUUCAGCUGCGCCCGCCCUGGACUCUGUAAGACAGGCUCUGCAGAGGGUCUAUGGUUGCCCCUUUCUGCCAGUGGGUGACGCUUCUCAAUGCCUGUCAUAUGCCAGAGAUGGCCCCUGUCCCCCUCGGGGCAGCCCUGCCUGCCCCAGUCUUUUGCGAGCUGAGGCCCUGCUGGAGUCGCCAGAGAUGUUAUAUGUGGUACACCCUUAUGUGCAGUUCUCCCUGCAUGAUGUGGUCACCUUCAGCCCUGCCAAGCUGACCAACAGCCAAGCCAAGGUGCUCUUCAUUCUCUUCCGUGUGCUGAGGGCCAUGGAUGCCUGUCACCGCCAGGGACUGGCCUGUGGGGCCCUGUCUUUGCACCACAUCGCUGUAGAUGAGAAACUUUGCAGUGAGCUCCGACUGGACCUGAGUGCUUAUGAGAGGCCCAAAGAGGAUGAGAAUGAGGAGGCCUCUGUAGUAGGGGAUGGAACUGGCAUGAAGUCUAGUGAGGAGGGUGGUGGGGGCCCUGGGCUUCUCACCUGCCAGGAAGAACUUAGGGGCCUUGUGUUAGAUUGGGUCCACGGCCGCAUCAGCAACUUCUACUACCUCAUGCAGCUGAAUCGGUUGGCAGGUCGGCGGCAGGGGGAUCCCAACUACCACCCGGUGCUGCCCUGGGUGGUGGACUUUACCACACCCCACGGGCGCUUCCGAGACCUGCGCAAAUCUAAGUUCCGCCUCAACAAGGGGGAUAAGCAACUGGACUUCACAUAUGAGAUGACACGGCAGGCUUUUGUAGCAGGUGGUGCGGGUGGCGGGGAGCCACCUCACGUUCCUCACCACAUCUCAGACGUGCUCUCAGACAUCACAUACUAUGUGUACAAAGCUCGGCGCACUCCCCGGUCGGUGCUCUGUGGACAUGUCCGAGCGCAAUGGGAGCCCCAUGAGUAUCCGGCUAGCAUGGAGCGUAUGCAGAACUGGACCCCUGAUGAGUGUAUCCCCGAGUUCUACACUGAUCCCUCCAUCUUCUGCUCCAUCCACCCUGACAUGCCUGACCUGGACGUGCCAUCCUGGUGCAGUUCCAGCGAAGAGUUUGUGGCUGCCCACCGAGCGCUGCUGGAGAGCCGUGAGGUGUCCCAGGACCUGCACCACUGGAUUGACCUCACCUUUGGCUACAAACUCCAGGGCAAGGAGGCUGUAAAGGAGAAGAAUGUGUGUCUGCACCUGGUGGAUGCGCACACUCACCUGACCAGCUACGGUGUGGUGCAGCUCUUCGAUCAGCCACACCCCCGGCGGCUGGCUGGGGCCCCUGCCCUUGCCCCUGAGCCUCCGCUUAUCCCCAGGCUAUUGGUCCAGACCAUCCAGGAGACCACAGGCCGAGAGGACUUCCCAGGACAGCUUCCAAAUGGGGUGGGUCAGCUGGUUUUAGAGGCCAUGCCCUGUGAGGCCAGCUGGACCAGAGACAGGCCUGUGGCAGGGGAAGAUGACUUGGAGCAGGCCACAGAAGCUCUGGAUUCCAUUUCCCUUGCUGGGAAAGCAGGUGACCAGCUGGGCUCCUCCAGUCAAGCCUCCCCUGGCCUCCUGCCUUUCUCAGUGGCCUCAGCUUCCCGAACAGGCCGCAGGAAUAAAGCCACUGGGGCGGAGCCUGGGGAGGGCGAGGAGGGGAAGAUCCUUCUUCCUGAGGGCUUCAAUCCGGUGCAGGCUCUAGAAGAGCUAGAGAAAAUGGGCAACUUCCUCGCCAAAGGCCUAGGGGGCUGCUUGGAGGUGCCUGAGCAGCCCCAGGUCCAGCCAGCUGUGCAGCUGCAGGACCUCUUCCAUCGGGACAUGCAGGCACUAGGUGUCCUGUUGGCUGAAAUGGUGUUUGCCACAAGGGUCCGGACACUGCAGCCUGAUGCACCUUUGUGGGUACGUUUCAAGGCCGUUCGGGGGCUCUGUACACGCCACCCCAAGGAGGUCCCUGUGUCUUUGCAGCCUGUGCUGGACACACUCCUGCAGCUGAGUGGAUCUGAAGGCCCCAUGGUAGCAGAGAGGGGCAAGCUGAACCCCCUGUUUGAGUAUAGGCCCGUCUCCCAGGGAUUGCCCCCACCCUGCCCAGGCCAGCUCCUCAGCCCCUUCAGCUCCAUGGUUCCCUUCCCUCCAUACUUCCCGGCGCUGCACAAGUUCAUCCUCCUGUACCAGGCGAGGCGUGUGGAAGACGAGGCCCAGGGACGGGAGCUGGUGUUUGCUCUGUGGCAGCAACUGGGCACAGUGCUGAAUGACAUUACCCCGGAGGGCCUGGAGAUCCUGCUGCCCUUCGUGCUGUCACUCAUGUCCGAGGAACACACGGCUGUGUACACAGCCUGGUACCUAUUUGAGCCUGUUGCUAAGGCACUGGGCCCCAGAAAUGCCAAUAAGUACCUCCUGAAGCCCCUCAUUGGUGCCUAUGAGAGCCCCUGCCAGCUACAUGGCCGCUUCUACCUGUACACUGACUGCUUUGUGGCCCAGCUGAUAGUGCGGCUGGGCCUGCAGGCCUUUCUCGUCCACCUGCUGCCCCACGUCCUGCAGGUGCUGGCUGGUGUGGAGGCUUCCCUGGAGGAAAGCAAGGGUCUGGUGGGGGCCACCGAGGAUGAGGAAAGUGGGCUCCCAGGGACUGGGCCUGGCUCCUGUGCCUUUGGGGAGGAGAUUCCGAUGGAUGGGGAGCCUUCGGCCUCCUCGGGCCUGGAGCUCCCAGACUACACGUCUGGCGUCAGCUUCCACGACCAGGCCGACCUCCCUGAGACAGAGGACUUCCAAGCUGGGCUCUACGUGGCUGAGUCCCUGCAGCCCCAGGAGGCUGAGGCUGUGAGCCUGGGCCGGCUGAGUGACAAGAGCAGUGCCAGCGAACCCUCCCUGGGCGAGGAGCGGGCUGCAGACGAGGGGGGUGCACCUGUGGACAAGAGCAGCCUCAGGUCAGGUGACAGCAGCCAGGACUUGAAGCAAAGCGAGGGCUCAGAGGAAGACGAGGAGGAGGAGGAAGGCUGCGUGGUGUUGGAGGAGGAGGAGGGGGAACAGGACGAGGUCACCGUGGCUUCUGAGCUGACUCUGUCUGACACAGUGCUGUCCAUGGAGACAGUUGUGGCCGGUGGCAGUGGGGGAGAUGGGGAGGAAGAGGAGGAGCCGCUGCCUGAGCAGUCUGAAGGCAAAGAGCAGAAGAUCCUGCUUGAUACAGCCUGCAAGAUGGUCCGCUGGCUGUCUGCCAAGCUCGGCCCCACAGUGGCCUCUCGCCACGUGGCCCGGAACCUGCUCCGCCUGCUGACAUCUUGUUAUGUUGGGCCCACUCGGCAGCAGUUCACAGUGAGCAGUGGCGAGAGUCCCCCGUUGAGUGCCAGCAACAUCUACCAGAAGAGGCCGGUACUGGGGGAUAUAGUUUCGGGCCCUGUGCUCAGCUGCCUCCUCCACAUCGCCCACCUGUACGGGGAGCCCGUCCUUACCUACCAGUACCUGCCUUACAUCAGCUACCUGGUGGCCCCAGGUAGCACCCCAGGCCCCAGCCGACUGAACAGCCGUAAGGAGGCGGGGUUGCUGGCUGCGGUGACACUGACGCAGAAGAUCAUCGUGUACCUGUCAGACACCACGCUCAUGGACAUCCUGCCCCGGAUCAGCCAUGAGGUCUUGCUGCCUGUGCUUGGCUUCCUCACUUCCCUCGUCACGGGGUUCCCAAGUGGGGCCCAGGCCCGGACUGUCCUGUGUGUGAAAACCAUCAGCCUCAUUGCCCUCAUCUGCCUGCGCAUCGGACAGGAAAUGGUCCAGCAGCACCUGAGCGAGCCCGUGGCCACCUUCUUUCAAGUCUUCUCUCAGCUGCACGAGCUUCGGCACCAGGAUCUGAAGCUGGGUCCCGCAGGCCGCAGUGAAGGUCAGCUGCCAGAGGUGGCCUUCUCUGAUGGGCAGCAGCGGCCGGUGGACCCCACCCUGCUGGACGAGCUGCAGAAGGUGUUCACCUUGGAGAUGGCGUACACAGUCUACGUGCCCUUCUCCUGCCUGUUGGGUGACAUCAUCCGGAAAAUCAUCCCCAACCAUGAGCUGGUUGGGGAGCUGGCAGGGCUAUAUUUGGAGAGCGUCAGCCCAAGCAGUCGCAACCCUGCCGGCAUGGAGCCCUCCAUGCCCAGCACCAGCCCUGAGUGGGACUCCCAGGGUGGGGGCUGCCCCCAGGAUGACGGCCACUCAGGGACAUUUGGGAGUGUCCUGGUGGGGAAUCGCAUCCAGAUCCCCAAUGACUCUCAGCCCGAGAACCCCGGACCACUGGGCCCCAUCUCGGGGCUGGGUGGCGGAGGCCUUGGCAGCGGGAGCGAGGACAACGCCCUGAAGCGGGAACUUCCACGGAGCGCCCACGGGCUCAGCGGGAACUGGCUGGCGUACUGGCAGUACGAGAUUGGCGUGAGCCAGCAGGACGCGCACUUUCACUUCCACCAGAUCCGCUUGCAGAGCUUCCCAGGCCACUCGGGGGCUGUCAAGUGUGUGGCACCCCUGAGCAGUGAGGACUUCUUUCUGAGUGGCAGCAAGGAUCGUACUGUGCGCCUCUGGCCACUGUACAACUAUGGGGAUGGUACCAGUGAGACAGCCCCGCGCCUUGUCUAUGGCCAGCACCGCAAGAGUGUCUUCUACGUGGGCCAGCUUGAGGCCCCGCAGCACGUGGUGAGCUGUGACGGGGCCGUGCACGUCUGGGACCCCUUCACAGGGAAGACCCUUCGCACCGUGGAGCCGUUGGACAGCCGGGUGCCCCUCACUGCUGUGGCUGUCAUGCCUGCCCCCCAUACCAGCAUCACCAUGGCCAGCUCUGACUCUACCCUGCGCUUUGUGGACUGCAGGAAGCCUGGCCUGCAGCACGAGUUCCGCUUGGGCGGUGGGCUGAAUCCUGGCCUUGUCCGCUCCUUGGCGGUCAGCCCCAGUGGCCGUAGCGUUGUGGCUGGCUUCUCCUCGGGCUUCAUGGUGCUCCUGGACACCCGCACGGGCCUAGUGCUGCGAGGCUGGCCAGCCCACGAGGGGGACAUCCUGCAGAUCAAGGCGGUGGAGGGCAGUGUCCUGGUCAGCUCCUCCUCUGACCACUCCUUGACUGUCUGGAAGGAACUGGAGCAGAAGCCCACGCACCACUACAAGUCAGCAUCCGACCCCAUCCACACCUUUGACCUAUACGGCAGCGAGGUGGUCACUGGCACCGUGGCCAACAAGAUUGGCGUCUGCUCCCUGCUGGAGCCACCCUCCCAAGCCACCACCAAGCUCAGCUCUGAGAACUUCCGCGGCACGCUUACCAGCCUGGCCUUGCUGCCCACCAAACGCCACCUCUUGCUGGGCUCAGACAAUGGGGUCAUCCGCCUCCUGGCAUAGGCUGGGCAGGGGCAGGCAGACAUCCCCUGGGAGCCCAUCCCCUCACCCUUGUUCCCCUAGCAGCUCCCUCCAGGCAGGCCCCAGGCCUCACACCCUGUGUACCCACAUGGCCUGCCCACUAGGGUCUCCAGCUGGGGUUGGGGGGUCCUGGCCCCUGAAUUCCCAGAGCCACCAAGGUUGCCAGAAGGGCUCUCAUUCAUGGCUUGGGGACAUGCUGCUCCAAGCCAGCAGGAAGUAAGAUGGAGAGCAGGAAGAAGCAUCACAGCCCUCACUUCUCCCCACCUGUACUGUCCGGGUCCACAUGGGGGCAGGGAAACUCCGGGAAGGGGAAGGGAGACUGGCUCUGCCCAGCCAGUCUCUAGCCAACUUCCACACCACCCACUUCUCGUUGAGCUUUCUCUGCCCCUGGCCCUCAAGGACAGGGAAGCUGCCCUAGUCCAGGGCACUGAUGGUGCUUGGACUCUAGCCUAAGGAGGGCUGGCCAUAGUCCAGGAGUUAAGGGCCUUGGUCUGGGGUUUAAGUGUCCACCAGCCAGGCCCUGCCCAGUGUAGGACCAGGAGGGAAUAAAGGUUAGGACCAGGGGAGAGGAGGUGAGCUGGCCAGUUGGUGCCUGCCAGGAGUGACUCCAUGCCUUGCCUGCCCAUCUCUAACCACAGUGUUUGUGCCUUGAGCUGAGGAGGCAGCCCCUGGGCCCAGAACCCCUGAGAGAAGGGGUGAGAAGAAUCAUCCUGCAUCUCAGGUCCCUGCCAGGAUCCUCACGUUCUGGAACAGAAAUGAGAUCUGAGGGUUGGCUCUGGCUGCCUCCUCACUAUUUGCAAUAGAUGUAAAUACAACCAAUAAAUCCUUUGGAAGAGCCAUGG
Propithecus coquereli (Coquerel's sifaka) is the source of this 6914-nucleotide messenger RNA. RefSeq names its product WD repeat domain 81 (gene WDR81). Gene Ontology annotation, molecular function: phosphatidylinositol 3-kinase regulator activity; protein binding. The coding region runs from base 238 to 6054 and encodes 1938 amino acids. The transcript has 10 exons. Gene Ontology annotation, cellular component: mitochondrion. The record is from RefSeq and is a predicted model, not a curated record. NCBI's taxonomy places the organism in Eukaryota, Metazoa, Chordata, Mammalia, Primates, Indriidae. Gene Ontology annotation, biological process: aggrephagy.